CGCCAAGGCGCCGGAUUUGCCAGUCGCUAGUCAGCAUCUUUUACACCUGCAAGGGAGAUGCAUUUCACCUCUAGUUUGUUUCCGAGUUGAAAACCUUUGGGACUUUGCACAGAAAAGCCUUUUUUUUUUUUUUAAGAAAUUCGAGAAAAAUCUUGGUCUUGAAUCAAAAUGGAAAAAUAUGAGAACUUAGGCCUGGUUGGAGAAGGGAGUUAUGGAAUGGUGAUGAAGUGUAGGAAUAAAGAUAGUGGAAGAAUUGUCGCCAUCAAGAAGUUCUUAGAAAGUGAUGAUGACAAAAUGGUGAAAAAAAUCGCUAUGCGAGAAAUCAAAUUACUAAAGCAACUCAGACAUGAAAAUCUGGUGAAUCUUUUGGAAGUGUGUAAGAAGAAAAAACGAUGGUAUCUGGUCUUUGAAUUUGUUGACCAUACAAUGCUUGAUGACUUGGAGCUCUUUCCAAAUGGACUAGACUAUCAGCUAGUUCAAAAGUAUUUGUUUCAGAUUAUCAAUGGAAUUGGAUUUUGUCAUAGUCAUAAUAUCAUACACAGAGAUAUAAAGCCCGAGAAUAUAUUAAUCUCACAGUCUGGUGUUGUCAAGUUAUGUGAUUUUGGCUUCGCACGCACGCUGGCAGCUCCUGGCGAGGUUUACACUGAUUAUGUGGCAACCCGGUGGUACAGAGCUCCAGAGCUAUUGGUCGGUGACGUCAAGUAUGGCAAGGCAGUUGACGUGUGGGCCAUUGGCUGUCUGGUAACGGAAAUGCUCACGGGGGAGCCCCUCUUUCCUGGAGAUUCUGACAUCGAUCAACUCUACCAUAUUACAAACUGUUUAGGUAAUCUAAUCCCAAGACAUCAGGAGCUGUUUUAUAAAAAUCCUGCAUUUGCUGGAGCAAGGUUGCCUGAAAUCAAGGAAACAGAACCUCUCGAGAGACGCUAUCCUAAGCUCUCUGAAGUUGUAAUAGACUUAGCUAAGAAAUGCUUGCAUAUUGAUCCAGACCAGAGGCCCUUCUGUGCCGAACUCUUGCACCAUGAUUUCUUCCACAUGGAUGGAUUUGCCGAGAGAUUUUCCAGGGAACUACAGUUAAAAGUACAAAAGGAUGCCAGAAGUACUACUUCAUCUAAAAAAUUUCAAAACAGAAAAAAGGAAAAAGAUGAUUCCUUAGGUGACGAGAGAAAAGCAUUCAUUGUACAGGAUACUAAUGCUGAUCCCAAAGCUAAGGAGUCCAAAGUAUUUAAGCUCAGAGGACCUAAUAUUGAUGGAGAGAAAGCUGAAAAGGUCAGUCGCGCCCCAAAUGCUGGCUGCCUUCAGGACAACUGGACGAGCCACAUGAAAGCAGCACCUUCAACGAACCUCAAAGCGGGCAGCUGUGGCCAUGUGGAUAACACAAGAAAUGCGGGCAUGGCAAUUCCCCCUCUGGCACACAACCUUUCUGCAGUGCCUCCCGCCUUUAAUUCUGUGAUAGGGACUGUCCCAGGCGUUCAGACUUACAGAAUGAAUGAUAAAACCAAGAAGUACUAUAUUCCGUUUGUGAAACCAAAUAAGCAAUCUCCAGCAGGCAUUUGUAAUAUGAAUGUGACCUCCUCAGUCACCAGUGAAAAGAAUAUUCUUCAAGCAAAUAAGAAAAGAAGAGAAUACUCAAAGACAGAUGUCCGUUUGCCUGAACUAAACUAUAAUCAUCUCCCUGAACUAAGAGCUUUGGAAGGCAUAGCUACACAGUCCAGGCUAAUAAGAAAAGAGAACAGAAAUCUUUCAGAAUCUCGAAUUCCCUCUCUGGCCACUCUUGAACUUCAUGCGUCAAGUAUUGCAUUAUAUCAGGUAUCAAGAUCUCCUCUAUCAGAUAAUCCAGAGGCUGAUUUACCUCGGGUGGAACACCAGCACUGAAUCAGUUUGGUUCUAAACCAGAUGCUGCUCUGGCACUUGUGCUAAUAUCCUCUGGCAACGGAACGCUGACAUCGCAGAAGAAGAGAUUUACAAGCUUCAUGGUUUGCUUUUGAACUGCCUCGGUUUUCUGAGAAAGUCCUUGCCAAAGAGGGCCAAUUAAAGACUCCAGACGUUUCAGAGGAACACCGAGCAAGUGUCUGGAGACCCCUGAAGCUAUUUCAAGAUAUAUCCAGCAAAAUUACGGUGGCUCUUGUUACAUGAGUGUGUAUUUACUAUUAGUUGAUUGUAUAUUUAAAACUCUCAAAUUACAUGUGAGUAAAAGUAAAAAGGUAGGGAGAAAUGUAGUGGGGGGAGUGUUCGUGCAUUGAACUGAACUCGGCGUUGGUAUAAAUGUCUGUGUUUGUGUAAAGUGCGCUUAGUGGAGGUAGGUAAUAAAUGGUAGAAUCAGCUGGAGAAAAUGAAAACAAAAACAACCCUAGGAUCAGUAAAAGAAAAUGUUUUUUUUAUUCUAACUUAACUGUAAAAGCACAUUUUAACAUGUGGGUUUUCCUUGUUUCUAACCUUGGGAGUCAAUGUAUCUACUUUCUGUGGAUAGCUGUAUAUCUUUGUUCCCUGUGAUUAUUGUUACACUAUGAUCAGUGUUUUACUGAAAACUGGUCUCUUAUAAGAAACAUGCUACAAUUUCCAAAAAAGAUAUUUGGAAGAGGAAGCUUUUAUUUCUAAUGAUUUUAUACAACUCUGUCACUGGAUAGUUCUUUGUGUUUUUAGAUUCUGGUGCUGCUGUUUUUGUAUGAACUAUAGUGGUAAAUUAAAAAAAUUUUUUAAAUGUCGUGGAGUUGGUACUAUGCUUCUAAUUGAGAGGGACAAGGUAUAUAUAAAAAUUAAGAGAUGGCACACAGGGUUACCAUGACUGGAACUAAUAACUCUCCUGGGCCCAUUUGGAUCAAACUCCCCAGCUAAGAAGAGUUCCUGUUUUGAACAUUAAUCCUGUCCACUGAGGUUUGUUUUAGAACUCAGGGGUGUUCCUGUCUCCUAGUUUCUUUAAACACCUAGUGCUUCCCAAAAACUUUUUACUAAGGUACAGAAUUAUUUACCCACGCUCCAUGUAAUUUACCUACACUCCACAUAUCUUUCCUAGUCCAGUUUUUAAUCUAUAACUUUGAGAUGGGAGAGUUAAAAUCAUUUAGCUCCAAGUUUUUGGUUUCUGGGUUUCUAGUCAUGUUCUGCAUUUAUCAUUUAGAUAGUGAUUAUUACGGUAAGGGAAAAAAAUUGCAUGUUUGGUUUUUUUGUCUUUUUUAAAAAAUUUUAACCAGACCUAUUAGUAGUGUAUUGUGUAUUUCAAAAGUUAUUGGCUAGAGUUUAGCACAAGAAUUUAACACUUUUUUUUUAACUCUCAGAAGCUUUAUAUUGAAAUUCUGCCCUUAGAAAACUUGGCUUCAAAAGAGUAGGAUGUUCAGAAAGAGUCAAAAAUAAGGUAUAUAAAUGUAUAAAUUUAUGGCAGGUCAAUGAAAAUUUGGUCUAAUUUUGACAUUCUUCCUUUAACCUUUGACCAGAUUAGAUUGUUAUGGUUAAAAUGAUCAAAAUUAAUGUGUAGGCAUUUGUAAGAUUCAAUUAAAAUAUUAUUUUUAUUUUGAAAAAUGUUGCCAACUCUCUAGAACAGAAAGCAGACAAGACUUAAAAAGCCAAGUGGCUCUGAUUUCAAUGGGUUUUUGUUUUUGCUUUUAUAUUUGAGCCACACCACGUGGUGCUCAGGGUUAAUCCUUGUUCUGUGCUCAGGGGUCACUCCUGGUGGACUCGGGGGACCAUACGGGGCUCCAGGGACAGAACCCGGCACAGCCCCAUGCAAGGCACAUUCUCCACCUGCUGUGCAAUCUCUCUGCCCCCAAGGUUACUUUAAAGAUCAGUAUGAAAACAGCACCUCAGCGUCCCAGCAUCUUAGAUCAGUUGCCUUCCAUUUCCAGGUUUGCUUUGUGCAUCUUUUCUUUCGAACGUGUUUUACGAACCUUAGAAUCAAGGAACUAGGAAUUAUUUAUUAUGAAUCUAAGUUAAGAUUGAGGAUCCAGGCUGGAGAGAGAAGACAGUGGGUAGGGCGCUUGCCUUGCACGCGGCCAACCCAGGUUCAAUCGCCAGCAUCCCAUAUGGUCCUCCAGGGCCUUCCAGGAGUGAUUCCUGAGUGCAGAGUCGGGAAUAAGCCCUAAGUAUGGCUGGAUGUGGCUCCAAAACAAAACCAAAAAAGACUUAAAGAUUCUACUUGCUUAAAACCCUGACAGAAGUACUCAAAGAACAGUUGGGAGUGUUUUUGCAAACUGGGACUAAGGUACAGAACCAAAAUAAUUCAUUGUGCUUCACUUUACAAGGGUAUGAUAAAAUCAUGUACUGAUAGAAAAUAUAUGUUUGUGCUGGUCAAGGGAAAUGAGCUUGCUGUGUGUAUGUAUUUUUGAAUUAAUAAAUAUUACUGUGUCUUACUGAA
Molecule: messenger RNA, 4342 nt
Organism: Sorex araneus (European shrew)
Lineage: Eukaryota; Metazoa; Chordata; Mammalia; Eulipotyphla; Soricidae
Gene: CDKL2
Product: cyclin dependent kinase like 2
Exons: 14
Coding region: 169-1872 (567 amino acids)
Biological process (GO): protein phosphorylation
Cellular component (GO): nucleus
Molecular function (GO): cyclin-dependent protein serine/threonine kinase activity; ATP binding
Source: RefSeq, a predicted model, not a curated record